Perognathus longimembris pacificus (Pacific pocket mouse) is the source of this 2962-nucleotide messenger RNA. RefSeq names its product lin-9 DREAM MuvB core complex component (gene Lin9). Gene Ontology annotation, biological process: DNA-templated transcription; regulation of transcription by RNA polymerase II; regulation of cell cycle. Gene Ontology annotation, cellular component: nucleoplasm; transcription repressor complex. The transcript has 15 exons. The coding region runs from base 54 to 1730 and encodes 558 amino acids. The record is from RefSeq and is a predicted model, not a curated record. Gene Ontology annotation, molecular function: DNA binding. Lineage: Eukaryota; Metazoa; Chordata; Mammalia; Rodentia; Heteromyidae.
GCGGGCCGCCGCUCCGCAUUCGAACCUCCCUCGCAGGCGGCCUCCGCCCCACAAUGCACCGCGGCGGGCAGCCUUUGAAAAAGCGGCGCGGCUCGUUCAAGAUGGCGGAGCUCGACCAGUUGCCUGACGAGAGCUCUUCAGCAAAAGCCCUUGUCAGUUUAAAAGAGGGAAGCUUAUCUAACACAUGGAAUGAAAAGUACAGUUCUUUACAGAAAACUCCUGUUUGGAAAGGCAGGAAUACAGGCUCUGCUGUAGAAAUGCCUUUCAGAAAUUCAAAACGAAGUCGACUCUUCUCUGAUGAAGAUGACAGACAAAUAAAUACCAAGUCACCUAAAAGAAACCAAAGGGUUGCAAUGGUUCCACAGAAAUUUACAGCAACCAUGUCAACACCAGAUAAGAAAGUAUCACAGAAGAUUGGUUUUCGAUUACGUAACUUACUGAAGCUUCCCAAAGCACAUAAAUGGUGCAUAUACGAAUGGUUCUAUUCAAAUAUAGAUAAACCACUCUUUGAAGGUGAUAAUGACUUCUGUGUAUGUCUAAAGGAAUCGUUUCCUAAUUUGAAAACAAGAAAGUUGACAAGGGUAGAAUGGGGAAAAAUCAGACGGCUAAUGGGAAAACCACGGAGAUGUUCUUCUGCAUUUUUUGAGGAAGAGAGAUCAGCAUUGAAACAGAAGCGGCAAAAAAUAAGACUCUUACAACAACGGAAAGUUGCAGAUGUUUCACAAUUCAAAGACCUCCCAGAUGAAAUUCCUUUGCCUCUGGUUAUUGGAACCAAAGUUACAGCCCGGCUGCGCGGUGUUCAUGAUGGUCUUUUCACUGGACAGAUAGAUGCUGUGGACACACUUAAUGCUACUUACAGAGUAACUUUUGACAGGACAGGGCUAGGUACUCAUACCAUCCCUGACUAUGAAGUUCUUAGUAAUGAGCCUCAUGAGACGAUGCCAAUUGCUGCCUUUGGACAAAAACAACGGCCUUCUCGAUUUUUUAUGACCCCACCACGAUUACAUUAUACACCUCCUCUCCAGUCUCCAAUCACAGAUAAUGACCCUUUAUUAGGGCAGUCACCUUGGAGAAGUAAAAUUUCUGGCUCUGACACUGAAACAUUAGGAGGUUUUCCAGUAGAAUUCCUUAUUCAAGUGACGAGACUAUCAAAAAUUCUCAUGAUUAAAAAGGAACAUAUCAAGAAAUUAAGGGAAAUGAACACAGAAGCUGAAAAACUGAAAUCAUAUUCCAUGCCAAUAGGCAUUGAAUUUCAGCGGAGAUAUGCAACAAUUGUUUUAGAGCUUGAACAGCUGAACAAGGACCUAAACAAAGUUUUGCAUAAAGUUCAACAGUACUGCUAUGAGCUUGCCCCCGACCAAGGGCUCCAGCCAGCUGACCAGCCGACAGACAUGAGGCGCCGCUGUGAGGAAGAGGCCCAGGAGAUGGUUCGGCACGCCAACUCCUCCGCUGGACAGCCCUGUGUUGAAAGCCAACACCUCACAGGCUUAAUCUCCAGGCUCACUGCUAUUUUAUUACAAAUUAAGUGUCUAGCAGAGGGAGGAGACCUGAAUUCCUUUGAAUUCAAGUCACUUACAGACUCAUUAAAUGACAUCAAGAGUACAAUAGAUGCUUCUAAUAUCAGCUGCUUCCAGAAUAAUGUAGAGAUCCACGUGGCACACAUUCAGAGUGGCCUGAGCCAGAUGGGGAACUUGCACGCCUUUGCCGCCAACAAUACCAACAGAGACUGAGGCUGAGCAGCCGCUCCCAGCCCGCCGGCUUCGAGGCGCCUCCCCCAACUCACCUGCACACGCCCAGUGGCCUGACUGCUGGGGGAGAGGGGUGCAAGCCCCCACACGGGCUUUUAGUACCAACCUUCCUGCCGCAUAUUACCUGGCACGUGUUACCUUCCUUUAUUAGCACACGCAGUAGCAUUGCUUAUUACCUAUGUUUACUAGCAGGUGUUUUAAACUUCCAGUGUCUAAACAGAGCGUUUCAUGGAAGAAUGCGUUGACUUAUUUUUUUAAUGCAUGAAUUGAGUUGAGAAGGUGCCGGCAGCUACUGCCGUGAAGAGGAGGGAGCGCCAUGUGUGUGUGCAUGGCAGCGGCUGCGUGGCACGUCCGUGGGGAGCGUGUCCUCCUGGGCCGCAGCACCCCAGCCUCCAGAGGCCGCCCGGGGCCGUGGGGCGCGCGGGUGCCAGUGCACAGGCGGACCUCACAAGCGCGUGUCUCCACGUGCGUGCGAUGGGGUUCUGCAGACCCGUCUAUAGUCGUCACUAUUGUAAUUUAUCGUAAUUUAUGAAAGGAAAUGAAGGAGCAGGGGUGGAGCUGCGACGGGGAAGUGGUGCUAGCGUCAGCAGGUGGGUUGGACGCGCCUCUCCCAGCCAUUCAGGGCAAAAGUGCUUUGUUAGGAGAUUUAUUUAAAAAAAAAAAAAGACCUAACACACUAUUUUCAUAUUUUUUGUUUAUUUGCACAAUUUUUAAACCAGAUUGCUGGUUAAAAUCCAACAGUACAAGUUUGUAAGUAAAAAUAUUUUAUAAGGAAAACAAAGAUAACCAGUGUUGUAAAAUGCAGGAGAAAGGUUUGAUUUUAUUUUGUUGUUUUUUUUUCUUUUUUAAGAAAAACUCUCCUAAAAUGUUGAUCUUGUAAAAAGUAUAUAUUUUGAAUUUUCUUCAUUUUAAUAUAGAAUAUUAUAAAGCCAAAAUAUAAUAAAUUGUUUUCAGAUUUGGAGUUUAAGAUAGGUGAAUGGGUGGUUCUGAUUCUUUUAGAGGUCUCAUAAAAUGAGGCUUUUUAUAUGUUAAUGUAUAAUAAAACAAGAUUAUUUUCCAGUGGAGGCUUUUGUAUAGUUUAAAAGUGCUUCUGUGUGCUUUGUUGGUCUUGUGCCGCCGCAAAACUUUAGUGCAGAGUUUAUAUUUAGCUAAACUGUUAAGAAAUGCAAAAUCUUUUAAUAUUUGUAAUUCCAAAUAAAUUCAUCUAUAAAAAU